Messenger RNA from Thermochaetoides thermophila DSM 1495, 1581 nucleotides. RefSeq names its product DNA polymerase delta small subunit-like protein. Gene Ontology annotation, biological process: DNA strand elongation involved in DNA replication; DNA replication. The transcript has 3 exons. Gene Ontology annotation, molecular function: DNA binding. The coding region runs from base 1 to 1581 and encodes 526 amino acids. The record is from RefSeq and is a predicted model, not a curated record. Lineage: Eukaryota; Fungi; Ascomycota; Sordariomycetes; Sordariales; Chaetomiaceae. Gene Ontology annotation, cellular component: delta DNA polymerase complex.
AUGGUCAAGCUCGAGGAAAUUGCAGACACUACUCUGCUGCAGAAGCCUUCCGGAGACACUCAGUCUCCCGUUGAGCGCGUUGAGUCCAAGUACAAGCCAUUAUACAAGUUUAAUUUGCCACGGCACCGCCAGUACCACCAGCAGUAUGCCGACAUCUACUUCUUGCGUCUCACGAAGCUUAAACCUGCUGUCGAGGCCGUUGCCCGUGAGGCAUGGGAGGAUACUAUGAUCGGUGGCGAGAUUGCUCGCCGAGUUGAGCGUGUGCUAGAUGUCCGCCAGGGCCAGCUCUGCUGGAUGGUAGGCACAGUGUACAUGGACAUGCCCCUAAAGCCUAGCGUUCUCGAGGAUAUCUCCAAGGACCGCUGGAUUGGUAACCCGAUCACAACUGGUCACUACUUCCAGGAUGAUGGCAGUGGCACAACCAUCAUGCUCGAGGAUGAUUCUGGUCGUAUCCGCCUCGUUGGUAGCCGCCUGCAAGACUUCUUUCUGGUCACCGGCUGUAUCAUUGCUGUGCUAGGCACCGAGAAUGUAAACGGGGAGUUCGAGGUAAUUGAUCUCAAGUUCGCCGACCUCCCUCCCCAGCCGGAGCGCUGGGCCCUGACCAAACCCCCGUCCAAAGGCGGCCGCAAAAACGAGGACAUCGAAAUGGCCGACUCCAAACCCUCCAAAAAGAUCGCCAUCGUCUCCGGUCUGGAAUUCUCUGGCUACGACACCUCUCAUGCCAUGGACCUCAACCUCCUCCUCGAAUUUCUCCUCGGCGAUGCCCUAACCCCCUCAACCCAAGCCACCGAACUUUCCCAAAUCUCCCGCCUCAUCAUCGCAGGCAAUUCCAUGGGCGACAGCACCCACAACCCAAGCACAACUGCUUACUCACGCAACCCCCACGUCCCGCCCAAACCCCACGUCAAAAAGUACGGCUACGACUCCUCCUCCUUCAACCCCCUCCCCUCCCAACUCCUCGACCAAUUCCUCUCUACCCUCCUGCCCACCAUGCCCGUCACCCUACUCCCCGGCAUCUUGGAUCCUGCUACAGCUAGUUACCCGCAGCAGCCGAUCCACUCGGCGAUGUUCCCCCGGGCAAGGACGUUCGGGCCAACGCCGAAGCCACCGCCGCCGCCCCCGCCGCCGGGUAAGGAGGCAGAGGCUGCGCAGCAGGAGAUGCAAGAGGAGAAAGAGCCAGGCUGGUUCGAUGCAGUGACAAACCCUUGGGAGGGUGAGAUCGAGGGGUGGCGGUUCUUGGGGACCGGCGGGCAAAAUCUGGAUGAUAUCUGCAAGUAUAUUGAUAGUGAAGACCGGUUGGGUAUGAUGGAGGCUAUGUGUCGGUGGAGGUGCACCGCGCCAACUGCGCCAGAUACGCUGUGGGCCUACCCCUUCCAGGAAGAUGAGCCCUUCACGAUGCUGGAGUGCCCGCACGUCUACUUUAUCGGCUGCCAGCCACAGUUCGGGACGCGCGUGAUCGAGGGUCCCCAGGGCCAGACAGUGCGUCUGAUCUUGGUGCCGUCGUUCGCAUCUACGCGUGAGAUCGUGCUAGUUGACGCUGAGACUCUUGAGGUGUCCACAGUGAAGAUCUCGACCUUCUAA